AUGGGUUUCGGCACAAAGCUGUGUAAAUGGCUUAGGUUCUGUUACUCAACCUCAACCUUUUCUGUGUUAAUUAAUGGCUCACCAUUUGGAUACUUUUCUAGUUCUCGUGGAGUAAGACCAGGUUGUACAGUCUCGCCGCUACUCUUCAAUAUAGCCAUGGAAGGUUUUUCUAGAUAUAUGGAUAGAGCGUCAAAUAUUCGUCUUUUCAGUGGUUUCUCAGUGUCUCCUACUGGCUUAAAGGUUACCAAUUCGAAAACACGGCUUAUAGCAAUUGGAGAUGUACCUGAGAUAUCACUUUGGGCUUCAGAAUUAGGAUGCGCCACUGACAAUCUACCAUUCAUGUACUUGGGCAUGCCAUUGGGAGCAAAAACAAAUUCUAAGCAAAUUUGGAAUACCAUUAUUGAGAAGUUUGAAUAG
Messenger RNA from Papaver somniferum (opium poppy), 417 nucleotides. RefSeq lists its product as uncharacterized. Lineage: Eukaryota; Viridiplantae; Streptophyta; Magnoliopsida; Ranunculales; Papaveraceae. The transcript has 2 exons. The record is from RefSeq and is a predicted model, not a curated record. The coding region runs from base 1 to 417 and encodes 138 amino acids.